AUGGAUCGUAUCGUCGCAGCAAAGGAACUCCCUUUCCGGGUCCGGUUCACUGGACACAGUGGUCAUCUCAGAGUGGAGCCUCUCCCUCCGGUCGAACGCCCCAGCCCUCUCAACUCACUCCCCGACUUCAUACUGCCACCUGCAUUUCCUAGUGAAACACCCGAAUCAAUAAAAGAUUUUGUAAAGGAAAAAUACCUCCUGCCAAGAUUGGACCCUGAUGAGUUUUCCCCAGAAAAAGCUGGUAGGCAGUGGGAAUUCGACUGGUUUGACAGAGCAGAAUUUCGCCUAGAGCCAUCAUUGCCCCGCUCAGUUGUCGUUCCUGCAUGGGAAUUACCUUUCAGACGUCCAAAGAGGGAGCUUGAAAAAUGGGAACCUAGCUCGGUGCAGGUGGAUGUAUCAGAACUUACUGCAGGAGCCGAGGAUUUUGGUGCUUUGCCACUUAUUUCCGGACCUGCAACGGAUUUUGUAAAAGGAAGCAUCAACAACCAUCCUUUUCGUCCAGGUGGUUUGGAUGAUUCUGAGUCUUUAGGGAGGAUGCUUCCAGAUGGUGCUUCUAAUGGUGAAUGGGUAUGGGAAGUGCUUAAUGGUGGUCCAGCCCAGGCCAUUCCUCCAAGCUUUAAAGAAGGUCUGGAUCUUGGUGAUCUUGAGAAGGCACAUCCUUUCUCUUGGAAUGUUUAUGAAGAUCAAAGUGCAACUGAGAACACAUCAGAAGCAAAGUUGAAUGAGUUUUCUGUGCAGUUUGAUGACUUAUUUAAGAAAGCUUGGGAAGAGGAUGUCACUGAAUUUCCAGGAGACGGUCAUAUUCUUGGGUCAGAAGUUGAAGUGAAUGACAUGGAGUCUCUUCAAUUGGAAGCAGAAGUGAAUAUGUUGGAUGUGGUCAGUGGUGUUGUUGACACCGAAUCUUCUGUAUUGGAUGAGAUUUUGUCAGUUGAAUCAGGAGGGUCAACUGCAAGAUUGGAUGGAGGUAGUGGACAGCAGCAGAAAGAGGCCUGGGCUAUUACUGGAGGUAGUGAAGGGAUUGCUGAGCGCUUUCAUGAACUUGUUCCUGAAAUGGCACUUGAUUUUCCUUUUGAACUUGAUUCAUUCCAAAAGGAGGCUAUCUAUUAUCUGGAAAAGGGGGACUCUGUUUUUGUGGCGGCUCAUACAUCAGCUGGAAAGACAGUUGUUGCUGAGUAUGCAUUUGCUCUGGCCUCAAAACACUGUACGAGAGCUGUGUAUACUGCUCCUAUUAAAACCAUCAGCAACCAAAAGUACAGGGACUUCUGUGGGAAAUUUGAUGUCGGGCUUCUCACUGGGGAUGUUAGCUUGAGGCCAGAGGCAUCUUGCCUCAUCAUGACCACUGAGAUACUAAGAUCAAUGCUCUAUAGGGGUGCUGAUAUCAUCCGUGACAUUGAAUGGGUUAUAUUUGAUGAAGUGCAUUAUGUGAAUGAUGUGGAAAGAGGUGUUGUUUGGGAAGAAGUUAUUAUCAUGCUUCCGAGACAUAUCAAUUUUGUCCUCCUCUCAGCCACGGUACCAAACACAAUGGAAUUUGCUGAUUGGAUUGGUCGGACAAAGCAAAGGCAAAUUCGCGUAACUGGGACGACCAAAAGACCAGUCCCCUUGGAGCACUGCCUUUUUUUUUCUGGAGAACUUUACAAAAUCUGUGAAAGCGAAAAGAUGGUGCCUCAGGGACUGAAAGCUGCCAGAGAUGCGCACAAGAAGAAAACCAUGAAUAUGGUUGGUGUACCUGGAACAUAUCCUGCAUCUUCAUCUCACCGUGAGGUGGCUCAAGCUCAAAAGCGUGAAAAUUCUGGUCGGGGCAAACAGAACAAGCAUACUGGGGCACAAAACUUAGGGAACUUUUCUGGUGCUGGUUGGGGGAACCAAAAGUAUGGUAUUGGCCAGAACAACGGGGGGCCAAGGAGAUCAGAAGCUUCUUUGUGGUUGUUGCUGAUUAAUAAGCUUUCAAACAAGUCACUGUUGCCUGUGGUUAUAUUUUGUUUCUCAAAGAAUCGCUGUGACAAAUCAGCUGAUAAUCUUACUGGGACUGACCUGACAAGUAGCUCUGAAAAAAGUGAAAUCCGGGUCUUCUGUGACAAAGCAUUUUCACGGCUCAAGGGUUCUGACCGGAACCUACCACAGGUUGUCAGAGUUCAAGGCCUUCUACGUAGAGGGAUAGGUGUGCAUCAUGCCGGACUGCUUCCAAUUGUCAAGGAAGUUGUUGAAAUGCUUUUCUGCCGUGGUGUGAUUAAGGUUCUAUUUUCAACAGAGACAUUUGCAAUGGGAGUUAAUGCCCCUGCUAGGACGGUCGUUUUUGAUACUUUGAGGAAGUUUGAUGGCAAGGAAUUCAGACAGCUGCUUCCUGGUGAAUACACCCAGAUGUCCGGUCGUGCAGGUAGGAGAGGACUUGAUAAAAUUGGUACAGUUGUUGUGAUGUGUCGUGAUGAAAUCCCGGAAGAAAAGGAUUUGAAGCAUGUCAUUGUUGGUAGUGCAACUAGGCUUGAAUCUCAAUUUCGGUUAACCUAUAUCAUGAUCCUGCAUCUCCUCCGUGUGGAAGAAUUGAAGGUGGAGGACAUGCUGAAAAGAAGUUUUGCUGAAUUUCAUUCUCAAAAGAAACUUCCAGAGCAACAACAACUUCUAAUGCGAAAACUUGCUCAACCAACAAAAACUAUUGAAUGUAUAAAGGGUGAACCAACAAUAGAGGAAUACUAUGAAGUGUACUCGGAGGCUGAGACGUAUGGCACGCAGAUAUCGGAAGCCAUCAUGCAAUCUCCUGUUUCCUUACAAUAUCUCAUGCCUGGAAGAGUGGCCCAAGACCACUUACUUGGAGUUGUUGUGAAAGCACCUUCUGCUAGUAUUAAACAAUACAUAGUUCUAGUGCUUACACCGGAGUUACCACCAACAUUGCAAACUCCCCUGGAUACUGGUAAUUUACAAGAUAAAAAAGGUCCAGAUUUGCAGAUUCUGGUACCUAAGUCAAAACGUGGUUUGGAGGAAGAUUAUUUUUCUUCUGCCACUUCUCGGAAAGGAUCGGGCAUCAUCAACAUAAAACUACCUCACCGAGGUAAUGCUGCUGGGGUGAAUUAUGAGGUUAGAGGGGUUGAUAAUAAAGAGUUCUUAUCUAUAUGCAAUUGCAAAAUAAAGAUUGACCAAGUUCGUCUUCUGGAAGAUGUUAGCAAUGCGGCUUAUUCUAAUACUGCACAACAGCUCUUGGGUCUGAAAUCUGAUGGAAAUAAAUACCCUCCUGCCCUAGAUCCAGUGAAAGGUACAUCUCUGAACUACUUUAUUUGCAGUUUUGGUUUUCUGUUUUUCAUUUGUUCGGAUUUGGUCCCAUUCUGA
This is a messenger RNA of Ilex paraguariensis (yerba mate), 3318 nucleotides long. The record is from the annotation of a GenBank genome assembly. Lineage: Eukaryota; Viridiplantae; Streptophyta; Magnoliopsida; Aquifoliales; Aquifoliaceae.